CAGUCCAUCCGUCGCGCAGCCACCCGCACCACCCUGACCAGCUCGGUCACCGCCGCUGCUGCGCCCAAGUCGCAGAACGUCUUCUUUGCUUUGCGCGCCGUCAACGCCGCCGCCGUCAGAUCCUUCUCCGUCGCGGCCCCGAGAGCGUUCUCACGCUCCAUUGCAUUCCGUCAAGAGCAGCGGGAUGGAUUCGUCCGCCCAAACGAGCAGGGACGUCAGAGAGAACCCGAGCCCAGCCAAAAUGUUCUUUUCGUCCAGAACUACUCUUUCGACAUCAAAGCCGAUGAACUGAGCGAGGCUUUCUCAAAGUAUGGCGAGGUUGUCGGCGUUUCGAUGCCUCAGAGAAAGAGCUAUUGUUUCAUCUACUACAAGGACGCCGAGUCCGUCAAGGACGCUGCCGACAACGUCGAUGGAACCUUCUGGCACGGCCGCCGUAUCGUCGCCAAGGCUCGUGAUGGAAGUUCAGAGGGCCGCACCAGCAGGGGCAAGAUGGCUAGGCCGCGUAUUUACGACGGCCCUGCUACAUCCACCCUCUACAUCGGCAACAUCUCCUUCGAGGCCUCGGACGCGGACAUGAACAACCUUUUUGCUAGCCUCAACGACGUCAGAGACGUUCGCAUCGCCGUGGACCGCGCGACGGGCUGGCCGCGCGGCUUCGCGCACGCCGACUUUCACUCCGUCGAGGCGGCGACGGCGGCCAAGGAUAUCCUCAACAACACCGAGAUGCACGGCCGCAAGCUGUCCACCGGUUUCGCCCCCCAGUCCAGGGACAACCGCUCUCGCGAACACGGUGGAGAGCGCCGCCCGAGAAACUCGCAGAAACAGGUCGAGGAGCGUGUCGAGAGCGAGCACGCCCAAGCCGAGGAGGCGCAGAAGGAGCAGAAGCCCGAGGCUGGUCAGCAGCAGAACAACUGGAACGCCUAA
Messenger RNA from Colletotrichum orchidophilum, 924 nucleotides. RefSeq names its product RNA recognition domain-containing protein. The transcript has 2 exons. NCBI's taxonomy places the organism in Eukaryota, Fungi, Ascomycota, Sordariomycetes, Glomerellales, Glomerellaceae. The record is from RefSeq and is a predicted model, not a curated record. The annotation marks the transcript as partial. Gene Ontology annotation, molecular function: RNA binding.